GUCCAAAGUAAAAUUCAUCUAAAAUUGAUACUUCCACCCCAUCUUCAAAAUCCACGUACACCAACUUCGCCCUUUUGACAAACAUUCCUAGGGCACACAGAAAAUCACGGCGUGAAAACACAGAGGGAAAAAAAGGAUGGGGUCACGAGAGAAAGACCAAACGACGUCACACCAUCCACUGCUAAGCAGCCUCGUUAUACGUCCCACUGACAGCGUUGGCGGAGGAGGUGCCACCGGUGGCGGUGGUGCUGGAAGCGACUACGAACCAGGCGAGGUGCGUCGUGAUCCGCUUCCGUACCCUCGUUCCGAUCGAUACGCUUCCGAUGGCCGUGGUUAUAGAAUACGUGCAGGCUCUGUUUCACCUGUGCGACGUAGGGAUGCAGAUCAUCGCUAUAGUACUGGUUUUGAUCAUUCUGGUGCUUCAUCACGUGGUCGUGGAUUUGGAAAUGGGAGAGAUCUUGGUAGAUAUCGUGAUCACUCCCCUCCUUAUGGCCGUGGGAGGGGUGGUGGCAGGUUUGGUAGAGUGUAUGACCGGCCUGGAUAUGGUCCUGGACCUUUCAGAGGUGAAGGUUUGACAAGAAAUAAUCCUAAUGUGCGCCCAAGAGAAGGAGACUGGGUUUGCCCAGAUCCCUUAUGUAAAAACUUGAAUUUUGCUAGGCGUGAGCACUGCAACAACUGCAACAGGUUCCGUUAUGCACCUUCUGGGAGUCCGAGGAGGGGAUAUCCCGGUCCCCCGCCUCCUGCUCGUCGUUUUCCUGGUCCUCCAAUGGAUCGUUCUCCUGGAAGGAUCAUGAAUGGCUAUAGGUCACCUCCUCGUGGUUGGGCCAGAGAUGGUCCUCGAGAUUUAAGAGCUGCCCCCCCUCCCAGAAAUGAAGGCAGAUUCCUUGAGCCUCCAAUCCGUAGAGAUGAACCGGAUUUCCCUGUAAAUGACUUCAGGGAUAGAUACAGGUUCGAUAGACCAAUACCACUAGAUUUGGGCCUUAGAGCUCGUGAAAGGGAUAGCUUCAUUAAUGAGAGGAGAGGGGGGUAUGAGAGGCGACCACUUUCUCCACCUCCAGCAGCACCUGCUCGUGGCCAAUGGGCUCGAGAUAUUAGGGAAAGAAGGAGGUCUCCUGUUAGAGGUGGGCCACCACCUAAAGAUUACCACCGCGACGUAUUCAUGGAUCGGGGCCGAGAUGAUCGGCGUGGAAUUGGACGGGAGGCAUUUUAGCUGGUGAUACGAAGCCUUACAGAUAUCAUAUCUGUAUGUUGCGAUUUUUAGAGAGGGAUGUUGCACAAGUAUUACGUAUUUAUUUUCUCUUUGCGUAAAGUUGCAUGUGCUUUGUGUUGAGAGUUGGCUAAGAAUCAUUUCAUGUUAACAGCUUGAUUACUGUUCAGUAUGUUCACGGAGGAUCAAAAUUUUUACUCUGCAGUUUUGUGCUUUUAGCAUUUUAUCUUAUUAGUCGGGGCCGUUCUACGGUAACUCGAGGAUUCGCUGAGUGUU
Messenger RNA from Olea europaea var. sylvestris, 1483 nucleotides. RefSeq lists its product as uncharacterized. The transcript has 3 exons. Lineage: Eukaryota; Viridiplantae; Streptophyta; Magnoliopsida; Lamiales; Oleaceae. Gene Ontology annotation, cellular component: nucleus. The record is from RefSeq and is a predicted model, not a curated record. Bases 137 to 1210 code for a protein of 357 amino acids. Gene Ontology annotation, biological process: regulation of DNA-templated transcription. Gene Ontology annotation, molecular function: RNA binding; transcription coregulator activity.